This is a messenger RNA of Prosopis cineraria, 3601 nucleotides long. Its product is annotated as receptor-like protein kinase. Gene Ontology annotation, molecular function: protein binding; ATP binding; protein kinase activity. Gene Ontology annotation, cellular component: plasma membrane. The record is from RefSeq and is a predicted model, not a curated record. Gene Ontology annotation, biological process: hormone-mediated signaling pathway; protein phosphorylation. Bases 81 to 3470 code for a protein of 1129 amino acids. Lineage: Eukaryota; Viridiplantae; Streptophyta; Magnoliopsida; Fabales; Fabaceae. The transcript has 2 exons.
UAUCUUGUUCCUCUUUAAACUUUUCUGCCUUUGUGUGAAUCACGCAUUUUUCAUUGUGGGGGUAUAUAUUCAUUUUCACCAUGAGACACUUCAUGUUUGAGCUAUGCUUCUUCUCAACCUUCUUGCGUGUUGCAUUUGCUCUGAGCCCUAAUGGCGUCACUCUGCUUUCACUCUCCAAGCAUUGGACUUCUGUGCCUCCUUCCAUAUAUUCAAGCUGGAAUGUCUCUGAUUCAACACCAUGCUCAUGGGUAGGAAUCCAAUGCGAGAAGGCCCACAAUGUAAUUUCUCUGAACCUCACUUCUUUUUCCAUCUCUGGUCAAUUAGGCCCCGAAAUAGGACAAUUGAGUCAUUUGCAAUCCCUUGUGUUGUAUUCUAAUAGUCUUUCAGGAAGGAUUCCCACUGAGAUAAGCAAUUGUAGCAUGUUGAAGUAUUUGGACCUUUCCGAAAACAACUUUACAGGAAAAAUACCAAAUGGCUUAAGUAAUUGUAGUUUGCUUGAGCAUUUGGAUCUUUCCGAAAACAUUCUUAGUGGGAAAAUUCCGAAUAGCUUCAGAAGCUUACAAAAUCUGCAGCAUCUGUACAUUCAUUCCAAUUUUAUUCUCAGCGGUGAAAUCCCUGAAUACUUGUUCAAUUUUCCUCAGUUAGAUUCUUUGAUUUUGCAAAACAACAACCUAAGUGGUCCUAUUCCAAUGCAUAUUGGCAACAGCACCAAACUUAGGCUAUUGUAUUUGUACAAUAAUCAAUUAUCUGGGAUCAUACCCACAUCCAUUGGAAACUGCAGUGAAUUAGAGCAAGUGUUUCUAGGUGAGAACCAAUUACAAGGGAUGUUGCUUCAGAAUCUUGACAAUCUCCAGAAUCUUGAGUAUUUUAGUGUCAAACAUAAUAAUCUUGAGGGCCCAAUUCCGUUAGGUUCUGGAAAUUGUAAGAGCCUCUACUUUUUGGAUUUGUCAUUCAAUGUAUUUAGUGGGGAUAUUCCUACAGGAUUAAGGAAUUGCAGUGGCUUGGCCAACUUUUUUGCUGUCAAUAGCAACUUAGUAGGUUACGUACCAUCUUUCUUUGGCUCACUAAGCAAACUUUCUAUUCUUCGCCUUUCUCAAAACCAUUUGUCUGGACAAAUACCUCUGGAAAUUAGUCAUUGUAGGUCUUUGAAGGAGUUGCAUUUAGACAACAAUCAACUUGAGGGAGAAAUUCCUAGUGAGUUGGGAAUGCUAACUGAGUUGCAGAGUUUGCAAUUGUUUCACAACCAAUUGACAGGUGAAAUCCCGGUUAGCAUAUGGAAAAUUCCAAGUCUUAUGUCUAUUCAAUUGUACAAUAAUAAUUUUCAUGGGGAGAUACCUUUAGAAGUCGCUGGGUUAAAGCAGUUACAAAAUAUCUCAUUAGCUGUGAACAACUUCUCUGGUGUUAUACCUCAAAGUCUGGGAAUUAACAGUAGUUUGGUGUGGCUAGACUUGAGAAAUAACAAGUUUACUGGCAAUCUUCCUCCAAAUCUUUGUUUUGGAAUGAAAUUAGACAGGUUAAUUGUGGGUGAUAAUCAACUACAAGGCAACAUACCUUCCAGCAUAGGAGGCUGUACAACUCUUAAAAGGUUGAUUCUCAAAUCAAAUAAUUUUAUAGGUCCUCUUCCUGCUUUUGAAAGUAAUAUGAGUCUUAUAUACAUGGACAUAAACAAUAAUAGUGUUAGUGAAACAAUUCCAUCAAGUUUUGGGAAAUGCAAAAACCUCACUUAUAUUAAUUUGUCCAUGAACAAACUUGUUGGACUCAUACCACCAGAGUUGGGAAACCUUGUAAACCUUCAAGAGUUGGAUCUUUCUUAUAACAAUUUGGAAGGUCCUUUGCCAUCUCACUUGUCAAAUUGUAGCAAAAUGGAGUACUUUGAUGUAGGGUUCAAUUCCUUGAAUGGUUCAUUUCCAUCAAGUUUGACUUCUUGGACAGGGCUAUCAACUUUGAUCUUGAGAGAGAAUCAUUUUACUGGGGGUAUCCCUGCAUUCUUAUCAGAAUUUCAAAAGCUUUCUAACCUACAACUUGGGGGCAACUCAUUUGGAGGUGAAAUUCCUCACUCAAUUGGAUCUUUACAUAAUUUGCUGUACGGAUUGAAUUUUAGUGCUAAUGGACUAAUGGGUGAGAUUCCAUUAGAGAUGGGGGAACUGAAAAUGCUCCUAAGAUUGGAUUUGUCACUUAACAAUCUUUCCAAAAGCAUAGAAGUUCUUGAGCAACUCUCUUCACUAGUUGAAGUCAAUGUCUCAUUCAAUUCCUUUGUUGGUCCUGUACCAAAUACACUGAUGAAGUUGAUUAGUUCUUAUCCAUCAUCAUUCUUGGGUAAUCCUGGUUUAUGCAUUAAUUGUUUCUCCUCAGAUAGCCUAAAUUGCCCCAAGAAUGUCAGUUUGAGGCAUUGUGGCUACAUACCAAAUCAUCAAAAAGGAUUGAGUAAAUUGAAAAUCAUAACAAUAUCAGUUGGAUCUUCCAUUUUCAUUAUUCUUUUGGUUAUGCUAGGACUAGCUUUUAAGCUUCUUGUUGGCAAAAGAUCUCAGCAAAUUGUCAGAAUCUUUCCUAGUCAUGGUUCAUCUUCAAUUCUCAAGAAAGUAAUGAAUGCUACAGAAAAUCUAAAUGAUAGGUAUGUAAUUGGAAGAGGAGCUCAUGGAGUUGUCUACAAAGUUUCAUUAGAUUCCAAUAAUGUCUUUGCUUUGAAGAAAUUUCCAUUUCCCAACAAGGAAGAAGGAAGCAAUAGCAUGCAUAGAGAACUUGAAACCAUGGGGAAGAUUAGGCAUCGAAAUCUGGUAAAAUUAAAGAACUUCUGGUUGCAAAAGAACUAUGGCUUGAUCAUGUACACCUUCAUGGAAAAUGGAAGCCUGUAUGAUGUUUUGCAUGAAAUAAACCCACCACCAUUGUUGUUGUGGAGGGUUCGCUAUAAGAUAGCUUUUGGAAUUGCUCAAGGAUUGACAUAUCUCCAUUUUGAUUGUGAUCCAGUUAUAAUACAUCGAGAUAUCAAAUCCAGCAAUAUUCUUUUGGAUUAUGAUAUGGAGCCUCAUAUUGCUGAUUUUGGUAUUGCUAAGAUCUUGAAUGAAUCCUCUACUUCAACAAAGUCUGUAGUUGUUCCUGGUACAGUAGGGUACAUUGCACCAGAGAAUGCAUUUUCAACUAUAGUGAGCAGAAAAUCUGAUGUGUAUAGUUAUGGAGUAGUUUUGCUUGAGCUCAUAACCAGAAGGAAGGUAUUGGAUGCUUCAUUCAAGGACGGAAUAGAUAUAGUGGGUUGGGUCAAAGCUGCAUGGGAAGAAUCAAAAGAAAUUGAUGAGAUUGUUGAUCCAACCCUUGGUAAGGAACUUAUGGUUUCUAAUGUAAGGGAUCAAGUAGAACAAGUGCUUAUGGUGGCUUUGAGAUGUACUGAGAACGAUCCAAGUAUGAGGCCAACAAUGAGAGAAGUCAUCAACAAUUUGAUUAUUAGAAGCAAGCUUUUGGUAAGUAUUGAAAGCUAGAGAGCUCCAACCUUGUUUUCUUUUUCUUUUUUUGACUACUCACAGGUCUCCUUUGACAAUUUUGUUCAAGGUACAGUCAAGCAUUAAAUGUAAAUAUUUCUUCUAGUAAGAAUUUGAACCUUAGUUCCUUA